This is a messenger RNA of Procambarus clarkii (red swamp crayfish), 2774 nucleotides long. Its product is annotated as piggyBac transposable element-derived protein 4. NCBI's taxonomy places the organism in Eukaryota, Metazoa, Arthropoda, Malacostraca, Decapoda, Cambaridae. The record is from RefSeq and is a predicted model, not a curated record.
GUAAGUAAACAUGUUAUGUGUACGAGACGACCAGCGCCUGACACAGUGCCGUCAGUCAUGGCGCUGAGGGCGGCGCCCCCCAGGCGGCUCAGGGGCAAGAGGCUGGCUGCUCUACUGGCGGAAAGUGACAAUGAAUCUGACAGUGACACCAGUGACGAGCGUACGAGCGCGUCCCUGGACCUGAGUAACAGCGACCCCGAGGACAGUGAAGACGCUGGAGGGAGGAGAGCCAGCAAGCGGCGGGCCUCGAGAGUGUCAAGAUCUAACGUGGAGUCGGACUCGACCAGUGAUUAUGAGUACGAGGAGAGUGGCGGUGAUGGCGGGAGGUGGAGUGGUAGGAAGAGGGCGAGGGGGCGAGGGCGAGGUGUGAGGGGCAGCCGCCCCCCCUCGCCUCACACUCCACAGUGGACUUGGGAGGAUGAUGAGCCAUUCCUGCCUCAGGCAUACACCUUUGAUGAGUCUAAUGUCGGUAUGAAUACAAGUAUAACUUUCGAUGACGAGUGCUUAGAACUUAGUAUUUUUACCAAGUUCAUAAAUGAAUCCCUAAUUGAUAGGGUAGUGGAGCAUACUAAUUCUUAUUUUGAGUCUCUGGCAGCUAACAAUGAUUUCUUACCCACCUCACGCAUGAAAAGAUGGAAACCAACAAAUAGAGAUGAAAUAUAUAUAUUGCUUGCGGUGUUAAUGCUGAUGGCACACGGGAAGAAGCCCUCCCUGACAGACUACUGGUCACGGGAUCCUCUCAUUGAAACUGGAAUGUUUGCCAAGCUCAUGUCGCGAGAUCGCUUCCUUUUACUCAUGAAGUUGCUGCAUUUUGUGGACGCUAAGACUGAUCCCAAAGAUGACUCUCUGUUUAGGAUCAGGCCGGUAUAUUCCGCGCUAAAAUCAAAGUUCGGCGAAAUGUUCCGGCCUUCGCAAAAGCUCGCAAUUUAUGAAAGUUCGAUGCUGUGGAAAGGGAACAUGUUGUUUAAUGAGUAUAUCCCAUCAAAAAGAAAUAGAUUUGGGCCAAAAAGCUUUAUUGUUUGUGACUGUAAAACUGAGUACAUUUUGGACAUCCUUCUCUACACGGGCGAUUCCACUGAGCUGACGAGGUCCGACGACCUUGGCGUCUCGGGUUCGGUAGUUCAAACACUAAUGGAAAAUUACCUAGACAAGGGGCAUAUCUUAUACUUGGACAGAUGGUAUUCGAGUCCUGUACUGUUUGCUUAUCUUGUGGAACAUAAGACUGGAGCUUGCGGCACCGUUAACUCCAACAGAAAGUUCAUGCCAACAUUUAAAAAGAAACUGAAAAAAGGGGAGUGUCAGUCUUUUCAUGCAAACAACAUCUUGGCCCUCAAGUGGCGCGGCAAGAGAGAUGUGUGUAUGUUAUCCACCGUAAACUCUGACACGAUGGAACGCAGUAAUAAAAAAGAUCGCUUAACUGAAGAGUAUAAAAAGAAGCCUUGUGCAGUUUUAGACUAUAAUGUAAACACACACCGUGUGAACGAUAUGCAAAUUGUAGAGUCGAUCCGGAAAACAGCAAAGUGGUACAAUAAAUUCUUUCUUCAUUUAGUAAAUAUAGCUUCCUUAAAUAGCUACAUCUUGUUCAGUAUCAAAACAGGAGAGAAGCCCCAUGUUACUGAUUUUCUUAAGAAACUUAUUCAUCAAUUGAUAAAGAAAUACUGUCACAGUCACGAACACCCCCCACCCAGAAGGAGUAGAGAUCCCAGCACCAUUGAAAGACCAGUUGCACUACGUCUGACGGGACGUCACUUUAUUCGUUACCUGCCCGAGACCCAAAAGAAGCAGUUUUCAACCAGGAGUUGUUACCUGUGUCGUACUACUACUAUGGCACCUCAGAAAAGAAAAGAGACACGCUAUUGGUGUGAACCUUGCAAUAAAGCCUUAUGCAAGGUACCGUGUUUUGAGGUGUAUCAUACCCAAAAGGUGCUAUAAAUACAUAAUUGCAUGACUCAAUAUUAAAACAAAUAUUAUUUAUGCAAUUUGGACAAUUUUAUUUUAUUGUACAGUAUUUUAGAAAAUAGUAAAUGCAUUUUUCAUUAUUAGAAAAAAUAAGCUAUCGAGAGCUAUCUUUAUUUAAAUUACUGUUUUUAAGAUAUUUAAAAUAUUGCUAUAUAUACUGUACUGUACUCUGAUUUAUGAAAAAAAAUUAAAUUUAUUUAUCCUGCAUAAGUGAAACAAAAAUAUUGCAUGGAAAGAAUUUAAAUUGCCACAUUACUGGAUAUAGAUUUCGGAGAGUGUGAAGGGAAUCCAUAUUUAACGCUACCUUUCCUAUAGAGUGGUUUCAAAUUCAACGAGACAUGGAAUGUGGUGAAAAUGUUGACAAGUGUCUUGGCUAUAUUGUAAAUUAAUCUGUCAAGUGUCAACACAUAUCCAAUUUAUGGUGGACAGCUGUACAGAAAGCAGCCUUUGAAGGAUCUUCAAGUGAUGGUAGUUCACCUUAAUGACUACUGUAAUGAAUCCAGGACAGGACAGUGAGUUCGAGGAGGAGGACCACUACAAGUAAGGCCAAUACGACGACGCUUUGGCUUCUCCUUCAGUUGCUUCAAGAUUACCUAAACAAACAUGGCUAACAUUGAUAAAAAUUAUUUGUUAUUAAUUUAAAAGUUUAUAUAUAAAGUACAAAUAUCAAACUGCUACAGUAUGUUAGGAAAUCACUGUAAUUGACAUAAAUAAUUCUCUGAAAGGCACAUAUGCAUGUAAUUAAUUUCCAAGUGGUAAUGCUGUACGUAUAUGAAAAGAUUCUUUAUUUUUCAAUAAAGAAAUGGAAUGCAAAA